AUGGCCCAGGUGUUUUCGGGCAGCGUUGACCGGGGACAGAGGGCGGCGGGCGACGACGAUGCGGAGCUAGAGAGGGGAUGGCGGGAGUCGCGAGCGACGUUUCCGAGCAGAAUAAUGGGCGCGACAACGACACGUCGAAACCUCGUCGUCGAGAGUCGUCGGGCAAAAGAGGGCGAGGAGGGAAGUUUUGGCCCGGAGGAGAGAGUCUGGGAGUCGGGUAGGGUAGAAGGGGAAAAAGCGAGGCAGCGGCAAGCAAGCAUCAACAACACACACACACACAGCAGCAGCAGGAGCAGCACAUUUCGCCAGCGCCGCGGCGGCAACCAGGCGCUGACAAUACAGGACGGGAUGGAUAACCCGGGCCAAGGUAGCAGCAGUGAGCAGGGUUGGCGCCGGUCAGGUGGUCUGGUAGGGCCAGCAGCGACGAGGAUGGAUGAGGAUUGUGAGAGGGUACCCAGGGACGGAGGGGAAGGGCAGGGCAGGGCAAGUCGCAUCGCAUCCAUCGCAUCAGACCUGAGGGAGCUGCUUGCGCUGGCGGCUGGCGGCUGGCGGCUGGCUGGAGACGUCGGGUGA
Messenger RNA from Colletotrichum orchidophilum, 573 nucleotides. RefSeq lists its product as uncharacterized. Bases 1 to 573 code for a protein of 190 amino acids. NCBI's taxonomy places the organism in Eukaryota, Fungi, Ascomycota, Sordariomycetes, Glomerellales, Glomerellaceae. The record is from RefSeq and is a predicted model, not a curated record. The transcript is spliced from 4 exons.